Messenger RNA from Ananas comosus (pineapple), 2299 nucleotides. Its product is annotated as lysM domain receptor-like kinase 3. The transcript has 10 exons. Gene Ontology annotation, biological process: protein phosphorylation; innate immune response. The record is from RefSeq and is a predicted model, not a curated record. Gene Ontology annotation, molecular function: ATP binding; transmembrane receptor protein kinase activity. NCBI's taxonomy places the organism in Eukaryota, Viridiplantae, Streptophyta, Magnoliopsida, Poales, Bromeliaceae. Bases 244 to 2151 code for a protein of 635 amino acids.
UUGGCCCACAAUGGAAAUAAACAAGUUCCAUAGAGUACUUAAAGAGACAAAAUAAGAAUCGAUGAAUUCAAUGGAGAAUACCACAACUUCAAGGCAUUAUGGUCCAAGAUCCAACUGUUGAUCCAACAAACCAACAGAACUAUAUGACAAGUACAAAGCUCCAAACUCUAGAAGACAAAAAGAACUCCUUUAACCCCUCUUCCUCUUCUCUAUUCCUUUGAGCUUGUCCCUGCAGUGCUAAACAUGGAGAAGGUUUUCUUUCCCUUAUUUUCCAUCUUCUCUAUCCUCCCACAUGUGAGUUCCACUCUAUCCUUCAUUGAUUCGUCGAAUCCGCGAGUGUUACUCAGUGCCAAGUGGCAACCAAUACCAUGCUCGCAUCCUUCGCUUGUCCCCACUUGCAACUCCUACCUCUACGUCGAGCCACAUGGGCACUCCCCCUCCGAGAUUGCCGCCAUCUACUCCGCCAACACGUCACUGAUCGAGGUCGUCAAUCGCUCUGCCAGGGGCGCAGUCGACUUCUUGGUGCAAGUCCCGUGUACAUGUGCGGCAGCUGAUGACAACACCACUAUCUUCUUCUUCCACGACACUAAGUAUACUGUGGAGCUAAAUGACACACCCGAAAAUGUAACGGGCACAGUUUUCAGUGGGCUGGCGUGGGAUGUGGGCGAACCGACGAAUCUCACAGCUGGGGAGAACAUCACUGUGCAAUUGGUGUGCGGGUGCCUAACAGUGCCAACGGCCCCUGGGCUGGUAAUCUCGUAUGCUGUGCAGGUGGGGGACACCCUUGGCACGAUAGCCGAUCUUUUGAAUUCCAAUGUGGAGCUGAUUCGGAGCGUGAACCCAAAUUCAACCGCCAACCCAGAAUUCCUGAGCCCUGGGACAGUUUUGUUCGUGCCUACCGGAGUUGGUGCAGGUUCACCACCUCGUUCUUCAACAAAAGGGAAAACUAGAGCUGCGGUGAUAGUCGCAACCCCCAUAUCAGCUGCUUUCCUGCUUGUAUGUGGCUUGACCAUGUUCUUCCGUAUAAGAAAUCACUCUAAUCAGUCAGAUGCUGAAGAUCCUAAAAAGAAAUUGGAGAAGACAUUCAGUGCAAGAAGUAUGAAUGUGGGAAGUAUCGCUGAAUUGGAGAGCCACUAUCUUCGCAACAAAAAAACGGAAGAUAUUGAUAAGGCAUUGGAACUGGAUAGACCUGUGGUCUUUAGUUUGGAGGCAGUUGGCGAAGCCACAGCAAAUUUUGAUGAAAAGAGAAAGAUUGGAGAGGGAGGAUAUGGAAGUGUAUACCUUGGUAUGUUAGGGUCGCAGGAAGUUGCAAUAAAGAAGAUGAGGGCAAACAAAUCGAAGGAGUUCUUCGCUGAGCUAAAAGUGUUAUGCAAAGUGCACCAUAUAAAUGUGGUUGAGUUGAUCGGUUAUGCAGCUGGCGGCGACCACCUAUACCUGAUUUACGAAUAUGUUCAGAACGGUUCUCUCAGUGAGCAUCUUCACGAUCCUUUGCUUAAAGGUCAUCAGCCUCUCUCUUGGAGUGCCAGGAUACAAAUUGCCCUGGAUGCCGCAAGGGGCAUCGAGUAUAUUCAUGAUCACACUAAGGCAUGUUACGUGCAUCGCGACAUAAAAACAAGUAACAUUCUGCUAGAUAAUGGAUUAAGAGCCAAGGUUGCAGAUUUUGGGUUGGCAAAGCUCGUGGAAAGAAGUGGAGAAGAUGAGUUUUUGGCAACCCGAUUGGUUGGCACUCCCGGCUACCUCCCACCAGAAUCAGUGCGCGAACUUCAAAUGACCCCGAAAGUUGAUGUGUUUGCAUUUGGAGUAGUUCUCGCAGAACUUAUCACAGGUCUGCGAGCUCUCAUUAGAGACAAUAAGGAACCCAGCAAGAUGAGAACGCUAGUUUCAACUAUGAAAAGAGCUUUGGAAGGCGACGAUCAGCAAAAUACUUUGGAGACAAUCAUAGAUGGUAACCUAAAGGACAAUUAUCCUAUCGAGGAAGUUCACAAGAUGGCAGCGAUUUCGUUGUGGUGCUUGAGCGACGACCCAAUGGAUCGACCGGAAAUGAGGGAGGUGAUGACGAAGCUGUCUCAUAUCCUCAUGGCCUCCAUAGAAUGGGAGGCAUCUCUCGGUGGCAACGGCGAAGUGUUCAGCGGCGUCUUCAAUGGCAGAUGAGAGAACAGCCUCAACUAGGAGAGGAGAAUGUCAUAUUAAUUUUUAACUAUUUGACUAAAUUACACUUUUAAUCCUCAAACUAUGUAGCGUGCGACACUUUGUUCCCUGAAUUUUAAUUUGUUAUACUUUCUUACUCGAACUUUCUAAA